CCUCAAAUGGACCAUGGCAAUGGUGGCAUGCACAUGCAGGAUGAAGACGACCAGACUUGCCUGCGUGAUGAUUGGUCACGCCUGUGCAUCACGCUCUCCUCCGAGCAAGUGCGGAUCCUUGCGGUGUUUUUCUGCUGUGUCGUUCUCCUCAAUGUCGGCAUCUAUCUGAUCUAUGCCAUUUGUCUAUGUUACACUCACCGAUCCAUCAAUCGUGUUAUGAGCUUCGGUCUAGUUACGCUGGGUCUGACUCUCUCCCUUCCACAGGCACUAGUCCGAAUAGGAGAUCCACACUUCAAUUACCCCAACAGCAUUCCACACCUUGUGCUCUUUGCUGUGGGCGACAUCACUGACCACGUGGGUAUCUUGAUGCUCAUCUAUUGGGACAUUUGUACUGAAGCGGUCGAUUUGGUUUACGCUUUGGAUCCUAAGCAGCACUCUUGUAGCUUGAGGCGGUUGAAAAUGGUGGGAAUUGCCUCCAUGAUUUCUCAAGUCUUCAUCCUGGGCUCGCUUUUUACAAUGGUAUACCUGUUGGAGAGACAUGAAGAUAGAUGUACAACCUUCACCACUUUCACCUUGGUUCAACUGGGCGCGGUCUUUGGUUUCGCUCCCACCGUGGCCUUUGGAAUGUUGGUCAGAGGUCUUCACCGUCUCUGGAAUCAGCUCCCGGGCGACGUCCCUCGACGCUUGGUACAUCGUUUGCGCUACACACAACUGGGCCUUGGCACCUUGAUGCUGCUUUGUGCUUCCUUUGUCCCUUCGGCCGUGCUGCUUGGAACGGUGCCAUUUUUCCAGGUCAAGGCGGGAUUUCUCUAUGUCUUUGUAGUGCUCACUCUCCUGGGAUUGGCCAGUUCGGUCUUGCUCUUUGGCGAGUUGAUUUUGACCCUGAAGUCGAUCCGGAGCAAAGCGAAUCGCCCCAUUCCGCUGUCGCCCGCCGUCCUCGAAGAAUUGGUCCAGGCGGGCACUCAACAGCUGGCUUGGAAUAACAUGACCAGAAUACAGUCUGCCCCUCCAGUUUGGGAUCGUGGCUGUGCUCAUGCGGUGGCACGAAGUUUUUUAGACCUGGUGCCCGAUGAGUCGGAUAAACUUACGAUGAAGACGACCGACCUUUGCAUGAAGCUUCUUAAGCCUAUGACUUUAGAGGCUCGAUGCUCUGUGUGGGAAAGUCUGGCUGCCGGUUUCCCCACUCUGGCCAAGCAUCAAAGGGCGUUUGAUCGGUCCGCUUCUAUGACUAUGACUAUGAAUUUGUCGAUGCAUCACUACAUUGGUAAACCGGACACAUUUGUGAGUCACUGCUGGGCCAGUCACUUCUGGGAACUCUUGGAGAUUGUUCAACGUUAUGAUGAAAAUACCAAUCGAAACAAUUUUUUCUUUCUGGAUGUCUUCAGUAUGAACCAGCACGACUUUGCCGAUAUUUCUGGGGAACAGAUGGACGAACUGAAAGCCUGCACCAGUCCUCAGAGUAUCACCUCCAGUGCAACGCUAGUGGGGCUCAAAGAUAUCUAUCAAACCAUGUUGAAGGCCCUCACUCGAUCAAUCGAAACACCUGGCCGAGUGUUGCUGGCGUUGACCCCGCAUGAACAGCCGCUGCUGCUGACACGCUCCUGGUGUCUCUAUGAGAUCUACAUCGCUUGGAAAGUGGGCGCUGAAGUGUCCUGCGGUUUCGUCCCCGAAGCUGAGCAAUCUGUCAAGAACAGUCUGGUGGAAAGCGAUGCCUUGAUCAAAACGAUGUUGAACGCCGUGGAUGCGGAAAAUAGUCGCGCCACGAUGGAAACCGAUCGCAAGAUGAUCUUAUCCUUGAUCGAGCAAGCGGGAUUUAAUCGAUUCAAUACCUUCGUGCGGGAGAAGUUGUCGGCAUCAUUAAGAAUGGUUGCCUUGACGACUUUGGUCAGAUCGAAUACCAAGAAUCUCGAUAUAAAGUCGGAAGCUGAAAGCGAAAGCAUCAGUUCAAGGGCAAGGUCCGUUUCAGGGGCGACAAGAAGCGAUUUCGUUCUGAGAGAUCGUUUAGCCCAUCUUUAUGGUCUCGAUUCAGAAGAGGAGGAGGACGAAUUCUCCAUUUGAGCCGUGCAAAAAAUGCUGCAAUUCUGCUGGAUCCAUGAGAAAUCUGAGAAAGUGUUGGG
Cladocopium goreaui is the source of this 2117-nucleotide messenger RNA. Lineage: Eukaryota; Dinophyceae; Suessiales; Symbiodiniaceae. The record is from the annotation of a GenBank genome assembly.